CAGACCUGGCAGUAGCGCUCACCGUCCCGGACGUACGCCACGAAAUUCACAUUCUCUUCAUCAUCGUCAUUCUUUGCAUCACUAUAUUCUUCUGUCAUGCGCUGGUACGCCUCUGCAUGCUCGCUCUAAGCCCGUCGCGUUCGCGCAACUCGAGAGCACGCGCCGCCAACGGCCGGGACCCUGAAAGCUACGUGCCCCCGCGCCCGAUCCGCGUGUACACGGGCUCGGAAGAGGAGCUCGGUGUGCGCGGCAGCCCGCACAUCGGCAUCAGCAUCGACCCGGAUGAGCCAGAGCUGCACCCGGACAUCGAUCCGGAGAAGGAGGCCGCGGUGGCGGUCAAGCCACCCCCGCCGGCAUAUGGGCUCUGGCGCGAGAGCGUUCGUGUCGACCCCAACCUCAUGCAUUGGCAGGCCGUCAACUGGUCCGAGAGGCCUCAGGAUGCGGCCAACACCGCUACCGCUGCUCCCCACCGCCGCUCCGCGCCCGUUUUCUCGCCUACUGCGGGUCCUCCCGUCGCGACACCGCAUCUGCACCCUGAGAUGGUGGAAGGUAGCACGCGCCCGCCCAGCUAUGUCAGCGACGACGGUGUGCGCUAUGUGGGCGAGGCAGCGGUGCAGGCACGCCUGGGCGUACCACCCGCACAGUUCAUGGCGACGAUGUCGCCGCCGCGGCCACCUCCGCCGCCUCGCACGCCGGUUAACCAGAUUGAUCCCUCCACGCCUGUGCUGCAGUUCUCGCCCAUGACGCCCGUGGCCCAGAGGGGCCCCGUCACGCCAGUAGCUCAGAUGGGCCCGGUCACACCGGUGGCUCAAAUAGGUCAUGCCAUGCCGAUGCAGCACCAGUGGUCGCCGAUGCCAGCGUCGGCGCUGUAUUCGCCCAUCCCGUCGGUGCAGUACUCGCCGAUGCCGCCGACGCCGCCCGUCUUCUCGCCAAUGCCGCCCGCGCAGUUCGCGGCGACCAUGUCUCCGCGGCGGCCAGUGUUCCGGUCGGUGGUGCCGCGGGUGCCGCCGGUGAUUGUGACGGAGGCGCCGCCGCAGCAGCAGCCGCAGAUGAUGGAGAGGUCGUCGGAUAGCAGUUUUGUGACUGCGUCGGCGGGGGAGCACACGCCGAGUUUCAUGGGCGACGUGCACCCGGGGUAUCGGUGGAUGGUGAUGCCUGGGGGGAGGGGAGAGUAUUCGUGAGGAACGGGGGCGGGCUUUUUGGUGCCUAGAUGGUGAAAUAAUGAUUACAUAGACGACUGGCCUGGAUGCCGUUGGUUGGAUAUACCCUCUGAGACGUCUGAGACGCGGUUAAUAGAAACGACAAUGAGAUAUGAUCCAAGACUCUACGAUACUUUCCAUGUACGAGUGUAUACUCUUCAUCGACUUAUAACUCGCUUGACGUCAUUCGCAAGGGAUUGCUUGUCA
Aplosporella prunicola CBS 121167 is the source of this 1406-nucleotide messenger RNA. RefSeq lists its product as uncharacterized. The coding region runs from base 117 to 1181 and encodes 354 amino acids. The transcript has a single exon. NCBI's taxonomy places the organism in Eukaryota, Fungi, Ascomycota, Dothideomycetes, Botryosphaeriales, Aplosporellaceae. The record is from RefSeq and is a predicted model, not a curated record.